ACCACACAGUGACCACACAGCCUCCCUUAUAUCGCACUCUCUUCCCCCCUUCAUCUCCCAACAAUCUUCAUGGCGUCUCUUCUUCUUCUGGUUCUCAUCUUCGUCUUCAAUCUCAUCGCCUUCGCUCUCGCCAUGGCCGCCGAGCAAAGGCGGAGCACGGCAAGAGUGGUGCCAGAUGCAGAGAACAAUUACACCUAUUGCGUUUAUGAUUCGGACAUCGCCACCGGCUAUGGCGUCGGUGCGCUGCUCUUCCUAAUGGUUAGUCAGGCUGUCGUUGCCGUCGCCACCAAGUGCUUAUGUUGUGGCCGUGCACUGCACCCCGGCGGCCCUCGAUUCUGCGCGCUUAUCCUGUUCCUCUCCUCUUGGGUGACGUUCGUCAUAGCGGAGUCUUGCUUGCUGGCGGGAUCGGUGGAGAACGCAUACCACACCAAGUACAGAACGCUGUUCGUGGACAAUCCGCCGUCUUGCCAAACGCUGCGAAAGGGCGUUUUCGGCGCCGGCGCGGCCUUCGUCUUCUUCACAUCACUUCUAUCGGAGAUAUACUACAUCUCCUUCUGCAAGGCUCGCGAUGUCACCAUCGCCAAGGAGCCCUCCAUUGGCAUGAGCUCCUACCCAUAAUAGACAUAAAGGAUCCAUCUUCCUCGCUUGAUCUGUUCUCAGUUUCUGUUCUUGAAGGGAUUUAGUAUUUUCAGUUUUAUUGUAUGAUUGAGGUAUUGAAUUGAUUGCUUGCUGAUUCCAAUGCUAUAUUUGGUUGUUGACUGAGAAAUGUAGCUAUAGAUCUUUAAUGAAGGCAAGAGAGGAGUGCUUGAAAAGUUUUAAUUUUAGUAGAAAGAGUUGUAAUUAUUAAUUUAGUAAAAUGAAUGGAUCUGUAAGUUUUUCAAA
This is a messenger RNA of Dendrobium catenatum, 882 nucleotides long. RefSeq lists its product as uncharacterized. The coding region runs from base 70 to 618 and encodes 182 amino acids. NCBI's taxonomy places the organism in Eukaryota, Viridiplantae, Streptophyta, Magnoliopsida, Asparagales, Orchidaceae. The record is from RefSeq and is a predicted model, not a curated record. The transcript has 3 exons.